GAAUCAUCCUUGCACAAAUCUGGUAUAGUAAGAUUGAUCAUAAUAAAUACGUCAGCUACUAUGAAGAUGCAAGUGUUUUUGAUUUUCACACAAAUGCUGGUCAUGCGUGUGUUCACUCAAAGUCAAGAAUGUAUUGUUACUAUACCCAAUGGACCAAUUCGUGGAAUGCAAGAGUCUGUCUCGAGCCUAGCAAGUUUACCGUAUUUCAAAGGACGCGAUCUUACAUACAGAAAAUAUCUUGGAAUUCCCUAUGCCGAUCCACCUGUUGGAGAUUUGAGGUUUGAACCUCCGCAACCACUGAGUACAAAAUGGAGAAAGACAAGGAAUGCAACAAAAUAUUCAAACAGCUGUUGGCCAGCAUCGUUAUCCAUUGGUAACCCGGAUGAAGAUUGUUUAUACCUGAAUGUCUGGGCACCUGGAAAUGGUUCUAGUACAGUCGCCAAGGCAGUUAUGGUUUGGAUCCAUGGCGGAGGAUAUUCCUAUGGCAGUGCAGAGGCGUACGAUCCCACCAUGCUUACAGUCAUUGGUGAUGUAGUGGUAGUCAACAUGAACUACAGACUUGGUAUAUUUGGAUUCCUCAGCACGGGAAACAAUGUUGUACCGGGCAACAUGGGACUUCUCGACCAAAAAAUUGCAAUACGCUGGGUAAGGGACAACAUUGCCUUAUUUGGUGGUGACCCGAAGAAGAUUACCAUAUUUGGGCAGUCGGCUGGAGGAGCAAGUGUCUCUCAACAUGCAACUUCUCCGACAAAUAUUGGAGUUUUCCAAAGAGCCAUAUGUCAAAGUGGAACGAUGUUAUCAAGAUUUGCACUGAACAGAGAUAUAUUACCAUUCGUAAAAAGGACGGCGGCAAAGGUCAGUUGUGAUCUUCCCAAAAUGGUAGAAAUGGUAAAAUGCCUUCGGAAAGUAAAGGCAAAAGAUUUGCUCACUGCCGCGCUACCUCCCCCUUCACUACUUGGUGACCUUUGGAAGUGGAUGCCUGUUGUGGAUGGAAAUUUCAUUGUGGAAGACCCCUUAGACAUGAAGAAGAAGAAGAGAGGACCCGUCAUACGCAUGCUUAAAUCAAUUGAUUUGAUGAUUGGCUUCAACAAUCAUGAUGGAUUCUCGAACGUUUGGGUAUGGGCGAAGAACCAUUUACAGAAGGAUGCCCCUUCUUUUCCACAAGCUUGGGAUCAUACAGCAUCAUUUUUAUCAGCAUUUCGAAAUCUUGUAAAAUAUUAUACUGAUACCAAUUAUGCGGGAGUAUCUACUGUGGAAGAUGCAUUUUCGUAUGCAUACCUUGACCCUGAUCUUGGAAAUGACACUGGAAAUGAGAAACUUGCUGAAAUCACGCACGAUUUUAUGACUGAUGCUCGAUUUAAAAUUCCAACAAUUGAAUUUGUGAAGAUGCAUGCAGCACAAGAAGGACGUACAUAUCUGUAUGAGUUCACUCAGAAGAACACCGGUGCUAUUGGGAAACCUGAAUGGUUGAAGGGGGCCGAACAUAGUGAUGAUCUUCCCUAUCUAUUCCCCGAUGUUGCAACCUUCCUUGGCAGGCCUAAAUCAGAACAAGGUCUCUCACACAACAUGAUUACAUAUUGGACUAACUUUGCAAAAACUGGAAAUCCAAAUGAACCAGCUUCCAGCCAAGGACUUCCAGAAUGGCAAACCUUCACGACAGAUAGCGGAAUGUACUUGAAACUAUCAAAUAACAUUACUCUGGAUGGUGGCAUUACAAAAACGGGCCGAAUUGAAUUAUGGACAGAGUUUCUUCCGAAGAUUGCUGGUUCUGCCAAGUGUGAAGGUCGAAAAAUAAUGAGAAAAAUGAAUAGAAAAGAGGAAAAGUCUGAUGGCGCAUAAUCUGAUUUUAUCUGAAAGACAAAUGCUGCAUUUUCGUAUGCACGCGUGCAAUAUACUCGUGCAGCACUUAAUGAGCCUUAGCAGCAGGUAUCACGAAAAGGAACAAUAACAGCUCAUUCAAGCGCACUUAAACCGUUUAGACUCGUUUGGGUCAAGCGUUUGUGCAUCACAGAAUUGCAACAAACGUUUGUGUCUUUGCGCGCUCGGAUGAGUCGUUUUUGUUUAAAACAUGCAAUUUACGCCAUGAGGUCCAUAGAUCUUUUUCAUGAUACGGCCCAUCAAGUGCUGCAUGCGCAAACGCACCGCGUGUAGUUCCAAAAUACAGCCUAGAUGUGUUGACAUGACCAGCAGAUAAUCGUAUUCAUGUUGCACAUCAAAUUAAAAACAUUAUCUAAGGCCAAGACACACAAACUUUAUAUCUUCAUAAUUAGUUGAAUUAUUGUAAUUUGAUGGCAAAUCAUAUGAAUAUGAAUAGUACCUGCCGCGUGUCCCGAUAGCUGUAAGCUAUCGAGUUAAGGGCAGGGCUCCACUAUAAAAGCAGAAAGUCAGUUAGAAAAUUAUGUAAUAGCGUUUGAAAGUUUAAAUGUCCAUAGAAACGGACACUUCAGACCUAUUUUUCCAGAUAUAUCUAUAUUUUUGCAUAGAAUCAGCUAAACUUUGUCACAGUUAUUCAUGAAUAUAUUCUGAAUCCACUGG
This is a messenger RNA of Owenia fusiformis, 2535 nucleotides long. The record is from the annotation of a GenBank genome assembly. NCBI's taxonomy places the organism in Eukaryota, Metazoa, Annelida, Polychaeta, Sabellida, Oweniidae.